CCUCUGUGGCCGCGAGGUAACUCAUACAUCUUUAAACUGACGGUCCUACUGCACGGGUGAGAAACCUCUGCAAACUUUUGGACUACAACCAUGAAACUGAUACAUGACUCAGAAGAGGCGAAGGCCGCUAGAAAGAUUCUCAAACCUCAAAUCGAGAGACGUCGUAGAGAGAGAAUGAACCACAGUCUGGAAAACCUAAAGACUCUCCUGCAUCUUCAGCGACAGGAGGAAAAUCAGCGCAGAUUGGAGAAGGCAGAGAUCCUCGAGCACACAGUUCUCUUCCUUCAAAAAAUCACUAAAGAAGGUGCUGAAAAAAGAGGAGCCGAAGAGAAGCAAUCCUUUCAAGACGGUUUCUCCACCUGCCUCCAGAGGGCAGCACAGUUCUUGGGACCUCAGGGGAAGGAGCUGUGGCUCGGAGUAGCUCUGCAGGACUCAUCUUCGUCCGCUCAUGUUGCAUCGAGCCACUCUCCCUGCAGCCAAACGUCACCGCUGCUUCUCAGGAACUCGUCCAAGCCCGUCGUCCGCCUGUUGGUGAACAAGUCCGGACACACGCUGCAGUUUGUGCCUGCGUCGACACCGAGCAGCUGCGUUCAGAGUCGGAGAGAACUCAGUUUUUCUCCGCCUUCUACUCCCCAGCAGUCGCAGAAAGCCGUGAGCAGGAGCAGCACACAUCUUCCACAGCCGACGAGUCACUCCCUGUGGAGACCCUGGCCUUGACCGCCUGGACAUAAGUGACUCUGAAACGCCACAGAACCAGCGUUUCUCUAUUCCUGCGUCUUUUCUUAUGGGACAGUGCAAUGUUGUAUAUAUUGUAAAUUAAUCAAAAAUCUUCCAGCUGCUUCUAUACUGCCUGCACACGAGUCACCUCGUGUAGAAUGUCGUUGACUGAUGUAUUUUUGCACCUUAAUUUAUUCUAUUUGUCAUUUUCUAAAUAAAAAAUGAAAAUUACUAAAAGCGUGAGUUUAUUGAUUCCUCGUUAGCACGCGUCCAGGUGUGUAACCUGCACGUGAGCACGAAAAGGCACCACGCAGCGGCCGUUCACACUAUUUUGACACAAACCUAAAUAUUUAACGUGGUGAGAUCGAAACAGCCCGAACACAUGCAUAUGAAGGAGGCACACGACUCACACAUCACCACAGGGGGGUGGAAGAGAUGCGUUUAAGACAGUUGAAUCAUUGGGCAGAAGUGAAAAGUGUCAGUUUAAGAACGGCUAUAUGCGCAACUGGUAAGGAGUCAUUCUUCGUAACUCGAGCAAUUGACUUGUCAAUUAAAAACGUUUUAUGCACUGAUGUGACGUCACGUAUGAAAGCGCAUUUACACAAUAGCAAAUUUGGGGGAAAAGUCACUAUAAAAUGCAGAGUUUGGAAACAUACACGGCAACGUAAAACAUAACCGUAUGUACUGUAUGUAUCCCGCAAAUGAAGCCUAAUGAGUUAAUGUGUGUAACUUUUUUCGACACUGAAACAACUCAAUUCGAAUUCAAAUAUAGGCUACAUACAAGACACGAAACAAAACAAAACAUAAUCAGUAGUGUGUGUUUAGCUUCGAAUGCCGACCUUCUUGGACAGUAUUUUGCAACUAAAGGAAGAAAAAAAUUGUCAUUAUGCCACACAAAUAUAAACAUGUGAGUCAGUUCUUUCCACUUUUCGUUUUAAUAUAUCUCCCUGCUGGGACACUACAUCCUGUCAGUACUAGCUCAUUUGUACAUUAAAAAAAAGUAGACGCUUAGUCGUUAAGGACAAAGGCGUUUGAAGACACACGGCGUGUGCCGUGUGUCUUCAAAGUCUGCUGGGCCUCAUUUGCACACUAGUCGUCGGGGAGUGGUGAGUGGUGGGAACCGCUGGACGUGUCCGCUCCCCGUGUCACCACCUCGCACCGAUGUAUCAGCUUUAGCAGGUAGUAAAGUUGUAAAGUUCGGUGCCAUUUCCUCUGUUCUCACGAGAAAGCAAGAAACCACUGGGAACAUCACCUCUACCUUCUUAAGACACCUGGAGGGUAAGUGUUAAAUCAUGACGCAUUCACGUCUCUUUUUGUUGUUGUUGUAAUUUACAAAUCCAGUCAAAUCUAUUGGUAUUGCCACAAAUUCACAAAACACAUUUGUCUCAAUGGACUUGGGUUCUUGUUUCAAAGAAGGAAACAGUAGUCUUAUGAAGGUCACUUCUUCAGUUUUUACCCCCUUAAAUGUAAAUUUAAAAUACAACAAACGAAGUACUUUUCUUUGAUAUUCACUGGCGCGUGCAGAGUAGACGCUAGGCACGCGCAAACGGCGGCCGACUGCGCAUCAAAGACAACACAGCCUCGUGAAUUACAUAUCAAAGACUGGAGGUGUUUAGACAAGGUGUGAAGACAGAAGUCAGUCUGAACCUUCUUAUGUGAAGACCUUGAACGCAUCUGUCAAAUGCUUUACAUUUUAACAAGUUGAAGAAAAUACGCCUCUACUCAAAGAUGGACUUGAAUGUAAACUUGUAAAAUGCGACAUGAUUUGUUCUGAGUUAGGAAUUAAAAGGUGUUUUAGUCAAUUAUUUUUUUAAAAAUCCAAUCGUCUUAAUUUGUAUAAUUUCGCAAAAUAUUUUUUGUUGAUUUGUGGCGUGUUUCCCCCACAUUACAUGAAGUACUUUUAUAUAUAAAUUAAUCAAAUUAAACAAAAGCAAAUAUAUAUAUAUGCAAUCAUCAUUAAAUUAAAACAAAACUAACAAGCUUCAACGGUCCUUGUGAAGAUUCCAAAAUGUCAAUGUCUCUUGUUCAAAGCUUUUAUUCACGUUAACCAUCGACCAUAUACAAAACAAUAUGAACACCGAACUGAGGACAUGAUCAGGACACACACUUGUACCCAAGUCACAAAUGCAACUAAAAGAAACGUCAUCCUAAUUUUAUCAAAAAUCAUUUAAUUGUAUACAUCAACAAAAUUUUGACAUUUUUCUUCAAAAUAUACAGACAAAACCAUACGACUUGACGUUUCUGCACUAACCCGAGUGCAACCAGUAAGUAGACAGUGUAGUAAGACAUCAUACUGUGGAUCAAUGACAAAAUGACGACGGACAAAGAUCAUGUAAACUGACAGGCUGUUUAUCUCAGCCGUAACAUCUGCGAAUGUUGCCACGUAGAAAUAAAAAUGAAUUAAAACGUAAAGCAAGAAAA
Molecule: messenger RNA, 3138 nt
Organism: Cynoglossus semilaevis (tongue sole)
Lineage: Eukaryota; Metazoa; Chordata; Actinopteri; Pleuronectiformes; Cynoglossidae
Product: transcription factor HES-7.1-like
Exons: 3
Coding region: 91-717 (208 amino acids)
Molecular function (GO): protein dimerization activity
Source: RefSeq, a predicted model, not a curated record